Messenger RNA from Lactuca sativa (garden lettuce), 1913 nucleotides. Its product is annotated as histone-lysine N-methyltransferase ASHH3. Lineage: Eukaryota; Viridiplantae; Streptophyta; Magnoliopsida; Asterales; Asteraceae. Gene Ontology annotation, molecular function: protein binding; histone methyltransferase activity. Gene Ontology annotation, cellular component: nucleus. The record is from RefSeq and is a predicted model, not a curated record.
UAAAUAUAAAAUGUAAAUCCACUAAACAGUAAACCAUUCUGUACUUUGAUAAUAUUUCAAAUCGAACGGACAGUAAUUAUUUGAUUCAGCUAGUUUAAUCAGGUUCGACCAAACUGAGAAUCGAGCAUACCUUCUGAUUGAUCGCCAGGGGUGGAGUCGGUUUCUUUUGCGGAAAUAACACAAACACAACAAAAUCUAAUCUUGCAUCACUUCCGGCGAACCCUGCUGCGUGGCAGCGUUCAAAAUCCACUUCCGAUUCGGUUCAACUUCAACCCCUGCCGUGCCGCGGGCGGUAGUUUCUUCAACUCCUUUUACCGUUUCAAAAAGUCACCCACACUCGCGCACGCACAGUCUGUAUCAAGAUCUGCGACGGCGAUGUGGCAGACGGCUAGGGUUUCUUCUUGAGGAAAAUUUCGAAACUACAUACAUAUUCAAGUAACGCCAUGCCUGCCAUGACGAAGGUCCAACUGUGAAAGUUUUUAGUAAGACUGAACCUGGUGAUAUCAGGCAAUUGUUUGAACGAUUGAUGAAGGAGAUUGGAGAACCUGUUGAAUUUGAACUUCCUGAUUGGUUGAAUAAAUGGAAGCCUAACUAUAGCAUCAUAAAGCGCAAUAUAUAUCUAACAAAGAAGGUUAAGAAACGAAUAAGAGAGGAAGAUGAUGGAAUAUUCUGCUCUUGCACCUCAACACCAGGUUCUUCUGCAGCUUGUGGUAGAGAUUGCCACUGUGGGAUGCUAUUAUCAAGCUGUUCCUCUAACUGUAAAUGUGAUAAUUCAUGCCUCAAUAAACCAUUCCACAGACGCCCUAUGAAGAAAAUGAAGAUAGUGCAGACUGAAAAAUGUGGGUCAGGGGUUGUUGCUGAAGAAAACAUCAUGCGAGGAGAGUUUAUUAUUGAAUAUGUGGGAGAAGUUAUUGAUGACAAAACAUGUGAGGAAAGGCUAUGGAGAAUGAAGAGACAAGGAGAAACAAAUUUUUAUUUGUGUGAGAUUAAUCGUGACAUGGUGAUUGAUGCUACAUUCAAAGGAAACCAAUCAAGAUAUAUAAAUCAUAGUUGUUCUCCAAAUACCGAAAUGCAAAAAUGGCGGAUUGAUGGUGAAACAAGAAUCGGGAUUUUUGCAACUCGGGAUAUAAAAGAGGGGGAGCAUUUGACCUAUGAUUAUCAGUUUGUGCAGUUUGGUGCAGACCAAGACUGUCAUUGUGGGGCAAAAGGGUGUAGACAGAAACUUGGAGUCAAACCAAAUAAGUCAAAGUUUCCUUCUUCAGAUACCGCUUUAAAGAUGGUUGCAUGUCAGGUGGCUAUAAAUUCUCCAAAAGUAAAAGCACUUCUUUCUGGGAAAGAUGGUUACAACUAUGGUGUUCGACAACCAGCAUAUUCAAGACAUGUCAUUGAUGAAACAAGAAUACCUCAUAAUUGCAUAGGGGAAGUUCUCAGAAUAGUACGCCCUGCUUCAACGAGUUCAUUUGGUAUGAUCAAACGGUUUGACAUCAAUACAAGAAAACACUUGAUCAUGUUUGAAGAUGGUGUGACUGAGCUUCUUGAUUUGGCGCAAGUUGAUUGGGAGCUUUGUAACUUAGCAAGCUUUUUACAGGGGUAAAACCGUAAAAUCCUCUCUUGACACAUAUAGUGUUGUUUAUAAACCUCGUGGGCUGAAACAUAGAUGCAAAAUGUGUUGUCUUGAUCUCACUGACAAAGUGGUAACUCAAACCCUCGGUGAGUUUUUUUUUGGUGCAAAUUUUAUUUUAAGGGGUGUUGCUCAAUGCAAAAUCCUUGGGUUCUAUAUGUAAUUUGUCAGUGAUGUUUUGAGCUCUUGAACACGUUUUAAUUCUUUGUAAAUUUGCUUGAUAAUUGUGAACGAAGUAUUGUUUUUGGUUAGCCUAACCUUGUCAUUUAAUGAAAGUUUUAUGAUUUUUUAA